This is a messenger RNA of Triticum turgidum subsp. durum (durum wheat), 726 nucleotides long. The record is from the annotation of a GenBank genome assembly. Lineage: Eukaryota; Viridiplantae; Streptophyta; Magnoliopsida; Poales; Poaceae.
AUGGCGUCCAGCGCCUCCCGGUUCAUCAAGUGCGUCACGGUCGGCGACGGCGCCGUCGGCAAGACCUGCAUGCUCAUCUGCUACACCAGCAACAAGUUCCCCACUGUAAUGCCCACAACCCACAGCCUCCUCCCUCUCUCUGUCUUCGGGGUACAAAUUGUCGGGCUCUCUUGGGUUCAAGGAAACACCAGGGCUCAGGAUCCCCCCCAUUUGCAUCCUGGUCCGGACUACGUACCAACCGUGUUCGACAAUUUCAGCGCAAACGUGGUGGUGGACGGCACCACCGUGAACCUGGGCCUCUGGGACACUGCAGGGCAGGAGGAUUACAACAGAUUGCGACCGCUGAGCUACCGGGGAGCCGACGCCUUCGUGCUCGCCUUCUCGCUCGUCAGCCGCGCCAGCUAUGAGAAUAUCAUGAAGAAGUGGCUACCGGAGCUUCAGCACCAUGCACCCAGCGUGCCGAUAGUGUUGGUUGGUACAAAAUAUGAUCUCCGUGAAGACAAACAAUACUUACUUGACCAUCCUGGCGUGGUGCCUGUUACUACAGCUCAGGGGGAGGAACUCCGCAAGCACAUCGGCGCAACCUGUUACGUCGAAUGCAGCUCAAAGACACAGCAGAAUGUCAAAGCUGUGUUUGAUGCUGCCAUCAAGGUAGUGAUCAAGCCUCCAACAAAGCAGAGGGAAAGGAAGAAGAAGAAGGCACGGCAAGGAUGUGCAUCAUUGUGA